UGAGGCCGAACUGAAACUCACCAUUCACAAAAGUGAAAAGCUCCUCUCUCUCUCUCUCUAAAAAUAUAUUAAUAAGGAAAAUGCUUCUCUCUGAUUCUCGCCUCUUGGACACACCCUGUCAUGGAGGCUUCUUAUUCUCCGCGUUUUCCGAAAUGCCAAAAAAGUACAAUUCAACUGAAGAAUUAGAGUGAGAAUUGACCAUCUCUUCAGACUAAACCAGUCUGAGAACUUCGUAUAAUUACAUGAUUUUGGCUUUGGAAGAGAGAGAGAGGAUGAAUUGCAGAGCAAAGAUGAGGAUGAUGCAAGAGUCAACGUCACCAGUUUAAACUCAUGGGUACAAGAUAGCUGAGUGAGAGAGAGAGAUGGAAUUGGACGAGAUUAGUGAAUUUCAUGGAGACAUGUUUAGAAACAUGGAUCAUGAAAGGGUUGAAAAUGGGUUUGCUUGUUUGCCCUUAAUUUGAGAAUUCAGUCUGAUUCAGGCGAAAAUGGUGGUUUUCUUCACCAAAUUUGGAUAACUUUUUGUUCAAAUACCAGAACCAUUGCCAAGGUGCUCUAAAAAUUCUGGAUUAAAGAAGGAAACACUAUAAGAACCAGAGGGCUAUAUGGGAGGCAUAUUACACCUUUUUGAUUUUAAUCAGGCCGGAAUGUCAAGGAAAUUGUUGACGCAUAAAAGACAUGCAGAUGGGUUGGAAGCUCCAAGAAAUAGCCUGGACUUGCCUGUUGAUUCGAUGCAGAGCUCCUGGAUCAAGCAAGAUAACACACCGUUCUCAUGUCAAGUGAAGCAGAGCUAUACAACAAAAGAUUUUUAUCACAACGGAACCCCGAUGAAGCUUCUCAUAGACCAGGAGAUGUCCAAAGAAACGGAGGCCAAACGCAAUGUACCAAGUGUUGUUGCUCGUCUAAUGGGGGUUGAUUCAUUACCAGUCAGUAAAAAAGCAGAAGAACCAGCAAAGGAGAGAGAAAAUCUUAGGAAGAGUAUGCCUAUCAAAGAACAGAACCGAAAUGGAUUAACCUCACUAUCCUCAAUUUCUUCAAAAUUUUCAAGGAAAAAUUCCCCUCCUCUUAUAUCUCAAAAAAAGGAACAAGAUGAGUUCAUCAAUUCCCUGAAACCUUCGAAGCCUCGACCUCGAGAACAUCCCCAAGAGAAGCAGUUGCAAAAGUUUAAGAAAGAAUUUGAAGCAUGGCAGGCUUCAAAGGUUUUGGAGAGCUCAAAAAGCGUAGAUUUGAGCAAGAAUUUCAGGCAAUGGAAAGAUAAUCAGACCAUUGCUCAAGAAAUCCUCAAUAAAGAAAAGAUGGCUCUCUAUUUAAAUCCUACUAGAAAGAGCAUAGAGAAAGAGAGAGAAACCAUUACAAUUCUAUCCUCAGAGGGCGUUCAUCAAGGGAAGCACAGAAGACCACUCCAUGUGAAACCAACUGAAACAGCAUUUCUCUCUGUGGGAAACAAGCCAAUUGAUCACAGUAAUCAUCAUGGUGAAAUUGAGCAGCAAAGGUUACCAACAAGGAUAGUGAUUCUAAAGCCAGGACCUGAGAAGUCAGAUGAAAGAGAACAAACCCAAUCGAGCUCAACGGAGAGACUUGAAGAAGACGGGAGCAUCCAAGAUUUCCUUGAGGAAGUCAGAGAAAGACUCAGACUUGGGCUUCAGGAGAAUAUCAGAAAAGACCCAAGCUUUUCAAACAAUGGGAUUGAGUUUGAAAAUACAUUAAGAGACCCAAAAGAGAUAGCAAGGCGGAUAGCAAACCAAGUUAGAGAUAGAGUGGGUAGAGAGAGAGAGCUUGAUUCCCCAGAGUUCAUGAGUCGAGAUACCCGGAAAUUCCUAUCAGAGAGACUGAAAAACAUUCUUAGUGAUGAGUCUGUUACAGUACACCCUGUAUACAUCCAUGGAAGCUCCAUAAUUCCAGCGGCAAGUGACAGAAUUGCAGAGUCUUUUAGAGAGAGAAAAAACUCAAGGUUUUCGAGAAGCACAAGAGAAGAGACUGAAACAAAAGCGAUUUCCUUUAGACAUGAAAGGUCAAAAGGAGAAAUAGAUAAUGUGGAAGUGUCACCAAGAAACCUUGUAAGGUCUUUAUCAGCCCCUGUUUCAGGAACUUCAUUCGGAAAGCUUCUCUUAGAGGACCAGCCUAUUAUAACAGGAGCUCAAAUUAGAAGGAAACAUGAAGCUUCUGAGAGUGUAUCAGUUGAGGUGAGGAAGAGUCGAAGAGAGAGGUUCAGUCUUCGAGGCAAGGUUUCGAGCCUAAGGUACAGUCUCACUCUUAGAGGUCGACUUUUUAGAAAGAAGAUUGAAUCUGCACAGGCAAUGGAGGGUUCGGAUGAACUACCUUCCAUUAGGGCAAUUGUGACUGAACAGUCAAUCGAGAUGAAUGUGGGAGUAGCACAGGAGAAUUCGACAGAGGUGCCACCAAGCCCUGUAUCAGUGGGCAGUGGCAACCAAGAGAGGGAUUUCUUUGGGGCAGGAGAGCAACAAGUAGCUGCAGUUUCAACCUCUUCAUGUGACUAUUUACAUGAUGAAAUCUCCCUCUCUGAUCCAUUCAAAGAGAUUAGCUCUGAUCUUCAAGAGCUAAGAAGGCAGUUAGGCCUGAUUGAAUCCGGAAGAUCCAAUGACUCAAUUGAACCGGAAUACUCAAGCUGCCAUGUGGAGGGCACAGAAGAUGAGGCCAAAACCUACAUAAAAGACAUCCUUGUGACGUCGGGCUUUUUCUAUGGCUCGGCCCAAAUCUUCUCUAAUUGGGCUUCACCAACAACCCCAAUUGGGCCUUGGGUUCACGAAAAAGUAGAGGAAGCUUAUAAAAGGGGUUCCCAUAGCCCUAAAUAUGAUGACAAAAUCAAGUCCCAACAUAAGUUGUUAUUUGAUUUAUUGAAUGAGACAUUAAUUUGCAUAUUGGGCCCAUUUGUGUCAUGGUCCAGGCCCAAGAGAAGGGUUAGAGCCUCAAUGGUGGUUCCCACCGGUAAGAGAUUGUUAGAAGAUGCAUGGAGCAUGAUGCGCAUGUAUGUACAUGAACCCAUGGAUGGGCAAGCUUCACUAGAGGGGCAAGUUGCAAAGGAUUUAAGCAUGACUCAAUGGAUGGGGAUGGUGGAUGAUGAUGUUGAUGUCAUAGGCAAGGACAUGGAAGGGAUGAUCCUUGGGGAUUUGGUUGAAGAGGUUUUGAGUGAGUGGUGUUCAUGAGAGAGAGAGAGAGAUGCCUUCUUUUGUUUUAGAGAGAGAGAGAGAGAGAGAUGCCUUCUUUUGUUUUGGGGUUUGGAGAGAGAGAGAGUGAAUUAUUUUGUUAUGGGGUUGGAAUGGUGUGAAUGGGUUUAUUUUCAUUGGGGCGGACGUGGGAGUUGAAAACUUUUGCUUGUGUGUGAAUUGCAUUCUUUUUGCCGGGUUGCCUUUGCAAUGCGAUCAUGGCCCUCACUUGUACAUGAAUUUUAUGAUUUGAUGUCAUAAUGA
Messenger RNA from Amborella trichopoda, 3425 nucleotides. It is a transcript of the gene TRM26, whose product is annotated as RB1-inducible coiled-coil protein. NCBI's taxonomy places the organism in Eukaryota, Viridiplantae, Streptophyta, Magnoliopsida, Amborellales, Amborellaceae. The record is from RefSeq and is a predicted model, not a curated record.